Paramecium pentaurelia is the source of this 501-nucleotide messenger RNA. The record is from the annotation of a GenBank genome assembly. Lineage: Eukaryota; Ciliophora; Oligohymenophorea; Peniculida; Parameciidae.
AUGAGAUCAUAAAGUCCUUUACUAUCACCUUAAAAUUAUAAGUUGACUUCUAAUUUAUUAACUCCAACUUAGAAAAGACAUAUUUCACAAUUAUCAACUGGAUUUAAUAAAACAAGUACACCUUAAACUGAAUUUGUACACAAAAAAAAAAGAGAAUUCUAACUUUAAAUUCCAUAAAUUGUCUCUGAAAAAUAAAGAUAAUUUUAAACUGUUAAUAACUAUUAUCACCCUAAUACUAGUAAUCAUUUAAAGCCUUCUGAAAGUCCUUCAAAAAUUUUAUUCAAAACAGGAUAUGAAUAAUAAGAAGAAAUUAAAAGAUUGAACUAGGAAAAUUUAAAUUUAAAAGAGAUUAUAAAAAAAUAAGAAGAUAAAUUACAUGAAUUAGGAAAUAUCUUAGAAUAAAAUCAAUAGCUUAAAGAUUAAUUAGAAAAAUUAUAAAAAGAAAAUGAUAAACUUUUAUAAAAAAAUGAAAAGGAUAAUUAAAAUUAAGACAAUAUAUGA